UGUUGAUUUGACUUUGUCUCACUUUUGUGUUUUUGUAGGUGCAUCUUUCGACACAGUUGGUGUCGGUGCUGAAGCCAUAGAAAAGACUGCUGUGCUGUUGGGGGUCUCUCUAAAGGACAGAGCUUUCAUCGGCCUCAAGUUCGAACGCGAAGAGCCUUCUCAAGAAGAAGAAGUUUCUGAUCCUGCGAACAUGUCGACAUUAACAGGUACUGGCCCAUCGACACGCUCUGGCAAGGCCCCAUCUGCGGAUGCAUUGCUGAGGAAUAGGCUGGAGUCACUGGGAAGUGUGUCUCGAGCCAAACCCAUCACUGUGUUGUCACCACCGAGGCCGCCAAAGGCUUCAACUGACGCCACGGUGACGAGGGAGACCAGCUCGCUUCUGCCUGCUCAGAAAAAGCUGCCGCCUCCAUCUCGGAAGAGGAAGCUUGCAGUGGAGUUUCCUGACGACUACGGGUCGGCAGAUGCGCCACGGGUUCAGCUUUGGCCUGAGGUCGACCGCCUCUGGAUGCCGUCAAGCCGGGAGCGCAAAGAAUCUUUGUCCCCAGUAGCUGCAACUGUCGAGAGCGUCUCGGAUGCAUGUAGGGUAUGUGUUUGCUUUUUCUUUUUAUUUUCUUCGCCUCUGCCAUCCUCAUCUCGUCACUUUAGAAACUUUAAAUAAUUUGCUUUCGCACAAGCCCUGCAAUAUGCUCUAGCCACACGUCAUCAUGUCAUCAUGUUAGAAGAUCAAAUAGUAAAAAUGAAAAAUGACAUGAAGAAGGCAAAGCAGGAAACUGGCCGUUGUAGACACCUACUUUUGUCCCCAUUCCCGCAAGGGAAAGGUUCGAUGACGAAAGCAUAAAAACUCCACUUGACAACGCAUCUCCUAUAAAAUAAACGAAUCUCAAUUCCCCUUUUCAUUUCACCCGAAACCAGCUAUUUAUGGAAACCUGCUAAAAAUAGUAACUGCCGUAAAAAGUAGCUUCUAUGGCAAAAUCAUAAAAGAUAGAAACCUGUCAGAAUUAGGUGUUGCAUUCCAACAUAAAUCCUAAAUGAGAUAGAAAAUUGCGAGAAUCCUAUUCUUAAUAUGAUUCGGAAAUAAGAGUUACGUAUUAAUUGAAAUCCUAACGAGCCUAGAGUUCGUAACGGGCCCAGACGCAUUCCGUCACAAAAUUAAUGCGCGCUAAAAAACUCGAAUUAAUCUCAAACUCUACGGAUUUCAGGAAUCCGAAUCUGACAAAGAAUUCGGCCCAGACAUCACUUUCAACGCCCAGAGCUGGGCGCCGAAAUCUUUGACGCCCAGCCCUGGGCGCUGAAAUUGCAUGGAUCUCUAUUUUCAACGCCCAGCCCUGGGCGCCGAAAUCUUUGACGCCCAGAGCUGGGCGCCGAAAUUACCUGAGACGUGUUUUUUCCUAAUUCUUUGCGGAUUAGAACUCUGCAAUUCUAUCUUUCCACGAAAUCUUCCCUAUAAAUAGGCCCCUAGUUUCGACGUGAAACACACAACAACACAUAAUAUAUUCUGAGUAUUGACUCUAAACCCCUUAGCCUAAGCCUCUCGCUGCGAAACUGUUCACGCGUUUUGUCGCAAUCGAUCCAUAAAUCGAACAGAACGUAUCCUGUCCCAUAAUUAAGAUUCGUUAAAUAAAAAGGAGAAAUAGCAAAGUCAAAGUGGUUAGUUUUCUGAGAACCCUGACGCACCUCUCAAGGGUGCGUCGUGAUGUGUCCCUUUUCGAUGAUUUAACUGCUUUCCUCGCCCUUUUUAUGAACUGUUAAACUAACCUAAUAUGAUUGUUCUAUCACGCCUAACAAAUAUAAUACUUUUGGGAAAUCGGAUUAUCAUGCUAGGUCCCUUAAUGCUAUUUAAAUCAGAUAAUCACGAUCGAAUUAGUAUUAUAUGUUGCAUAUUGCUAAAAUCGAUUCAGAUUAGUUUAAUAGUUAACGCAUGUCCCUUCAAUUAUUUAUGCUGAGCUAGUAAGGAUAUCCUGCCUCUGGAGUUAUCGACCAGCGAAUUACUCCUCUCGGUAGUUACAGUCUCCCGAACCCUCAAUCUCUACCUUGCGGGUGUAUAUUGAGAGAUCCCCACACCAGGGAUCACAAGGGAACCUACGGCCGUCGUGGUCAAACAUAAUUGCACUCCCUUUAUGUCACGAAACCGGGUUUUGUCAGUUUUUCUUAUUGUCGUUAAAAACUGAAUGGCGACUCCUAUAUUACUAGUCAAUUGGGUGUAUACUUACAGGAAAUCCAAUUACACUUGAUUGAAUAAAAAGAAUCGUCACACCCACGAGGGACAUGUCACGCAUUAGUCUCGCGCUUUUUCGACCCCCUCACAGCCGUCUUGGCGGUGUGGCCAAGGAGGCGACGACAAGAGCUGAGGCGCUGCAGGUGAGUCAAGAGAAGGGGGCUGCUGAGGUCGCACAGUUGAACGCUGAGAAGGAGACGCUGGUUGCUGAGGUCGACGAGCUGAAGACGUCUCUCUCCAAAGUCAAGACGAGGAUUUACGAGUGUGCUGGUUACUACACUUAGAAAAUGAAGGCCGAGAUGACGGAGGAGUUUAAGGCGGGCAAACAUGUGAACUGGACUCCUGACGAAGACAUUGCUCAGUUCAACACUGCAUUCCCCGAGGACUAUAUCCCCCCUGGUGCCGUUAGCGAUGAAGAAGACGUCGAGGAGGGUGCAACUGCAACCAGCCCCGAUGUCGAGACGAUGGCGGCACCAGGUGAUGGCGAACAAGGGGAGAAUGCAGGCCCAACAGACCAUCAGGAGUAGUUCUGUCCCCCCUCCUUAAAAAAUUUAAAAUUUGAAUGUUGUGUUUGUUAAACAAUGGCUUUUUAAACAAUGUUUUGUGUGUUCGGCCUUUGGGAAGGUCGAAAAGAUAUUUGUGGCUGUGUUUCGCCUUGAAGGCGGCAGUCUUUUGAAUGUUUUUGGGCUUGCCCAAGGGGGCAAGUCAUGUAAAUAUUUCUGGUUUGCGAAUUCUAUGUUGCUUGCUUUGUUUUUGGAAAAAUGUGUUUGGUUUGGUGUUUUGUUUUGCAGGUUGGGCACAUACCUCUAGUUCGACUUUGGCGACGCCUCCAGCUUGUCAAAGGGGAACCUGCAAGAAAUGUAUGCUGUAGAAAAUGUAGAUCUGUAUUCCAUUAUGUAUGUAGUGUACAUUAUAGUGUACCAGGCGUUUUUGUAAUGGCCUAAAUUGUGUUUUGUAUUUUGUAAGACUUGUAAUAUGUAAUGUAUACAAUCAUGUUUGAAUAAAAUGAACA
Messenger RNA from Spinacia oleracea (spinach), 3227 nucleotides. RefSeq lists its product as uncharacterized. Lineage: Eukaryota; Viridiplantae; Streptophyta; Magnoliopsida; Caryophyllales; Amaranthaceae. The record is from RefSeq and is a predicted model, not a curated record. The coding region runs from base 191 to 658 and encodes 155 amino acids. The transcript is spliced from 2 exons.